Molecule: messenger RNA, 4266 nt
Organism: Cydia pomonella (codling moth)
Lineage: Eukaryota; Metazoa; Arthropoda; Insecta; Lepidoptera; Tortricidae
Exons: 4
Coding region: 614-1549 (311 amino acids)
Source: RefSeq, a predicted model, not a curated record
AGGAAACCCCCAUCAUUAUUUGUCUUAAUCCGAAAAAAUAUCCCCACUUUAACAGUAAGCCGCUAUUAAGAAUGCAUGUAUGCAUGGUAAUAGCCUCAAAACCUGGUAACUCGAACAGAAACGUGCCGACAAGCCCACCGGACCAGUCGGGCAGCUUCGCGAACAAUCGGCAGUGCUCGAUUUCUCUCGAGCAUUCUACCACCUUCCGUUCAUCGCACUAUCUCUGCCAACGACUCAUGCCGCUGUGGCAACGGAAUUUUAACCUUAUCGCUGAGUAGCAAGAAUUGUUUUGCUCGCAUUAAGUUAUCAAUUUGCGAAAAUAAAACCUAGUUUACACAAUGCAGUAUAAACGUCGUAUUCGCUCGCCCUAUCUAGAUCUUUCUCUUACAUCACAUGGAAGGAUUAUCGUACACGUACAUUGUGUAGGCAAUGAUGGCCACCCACAGAGGAGUAUAGACGAUUAUGGUCUCGGCACAAUCGUGCAUGCCUGUACUCGCCCACUGUGGGCCAUUCCGGCCAUCCCCAUCACCAAUAAUCAAUAAUAUUAAGUCGCGCGGCAGACGUCGAGUAGUAAAGUUUAGGGUGUCUGUUAAUUUGUGUUUACGCGACGGAAAUGGUUGGAUGGACGAAUACAGAAACGUUUCAAUUCAUUGAAAUGUACCAAAACGAGCCAUGCGUUUGGAAUCCCAAACAUAAGCAUUACAAGGAUAAAAUAAGGGUUUAUGAUGCAUGGCUUCGCAUUGCAAAUGCUAUGGGAGUAUCUGACGUGGUUGAGAUAAAAAAGAAAAAGGAAACUCUCUUGUCGGCUUUUCGAUUAAACCACAAGAAAGUCAUUGCAUCUCGAAAAUCUGGCAAAGAGGUUUUCAAGCCUAUAUGGGUUUUUUAUGAUGCUUUGGCGGCUUUUCUGACAGAUGUGUACGAGCGGAAGUCCACACUUACUUCAGAACAUAUUGAACCUAAUGACAAUAGCGAAGGCGAGGUGGAUUCAACAAGAAAGGCUUUGCACAAACAACCCAAUAGAUUCAUCAACGAUAUUCCUAAAAAGUCUUCUAGACCUGUACGAAAAUAUUCUUCAGAACUUCCAGAAAAUCGCAAACAUUUAGAUACUCCUAUUAGCAAGUUAAGUAAAAUACGAAGUAAUGAUGAGAGAACUAAUACUGACACCACUCUUGGACAAAUGGACGAAUUUCAAAUAUAUGGGUUGUAUGUUGCUAACCAGUUGAAGUCGCUUUCUGAGAAGCAAAGCCUUAUAGCCAGAGAAAAAAUCCAGUCGAUAUUAACUCAAUGCAGAUUGCAAGAUUUAAGGAAGAGAAAAACACUAUCUAGUAAAAACGCAACUAGCUUUCACUCAGAGGAUGAAAUAGAAAACGUUCAGAUUGUUUUGAGUGAAGAGAGUGAUAAAUACAAAAGUAAAAUUUCAUCUUCAAAUCUAAAUUCUGAAAUUCAUUUAGACUCUGAUACUGAUAUACUAGAAGAUAACUUUAUAAUGCAUGUUGAAGAUGUAAAGGGCGAAGGGAGCGGCGACCAAGACUCUGACAGCGAUGAAUAAACAAGUAACAAAGCAGAUAAUGAAAUUCGAUUUCCGUUUUUCGCGGUAGCUAGUUAUCUUCUUCCGUGGAUGUUAAAAGCUAACCAACUUAGUCAGUUGAAAAAGGCGCGAAAUUCAAAAUGAGUAUGGGAAAUCGAUCAUUUGCGCCUACAUUUGUCAAAUCUGCCACCUUCUCUACUGACAACGCUGGCUUGCCAGAGUAUACGUGCAGAUAUAUCUGUCGGACAAAAUUAAUAAUGUAUGGCGGGAGUUUAACACGAAUGUGUCCGCGGACGUUAAGCAUUGACGAAUUUGUCUUUCUGAUUGGAUUUGAUUUGUCGUUAUUUGCCUGUAUCACUCUUCAAUAUACGUAGAAUAGAGAAGUACAUAACAAAAUUUCGUUUUUAGCGGUAGGCCCACUGAGAUUCGAGAGACCUACCUGUUGGCCCCAGAACACAAUAGCCCAUGAUGGUCCACGACAAGCCAUCGCCAUUGGGUACAGGGGGCAAUGACAUGCAAUGGCGGACGAUUGGCCAUCGUGAGUCGUGACGUGUGCGCCAUUUCUUUUUUAUAACUUUGUAAGCGGUAUACACAUAAAUAGCCGCGGCCGCAAUUAUUUUCACGUUUAACCUCCUUAGACCCAGAAGCAAUUGUUUUGUUUUUGAUUUUGGAAUCCUUAGUUACACAAUAAAAGUUCAAAAUAGAUUUUGGAAUAAAUACAAAAAAUUGUACUCAGGGUCUUAGGAGGCUAUCACAAAUAUCUCACCAGGCAGCAUUGAGCUAUGCAUCAUUAUGUGAGCACGUACUGUAACAGGUUUAGUCCAUUUUAGAGACUAUGUAGAAAGUAUAUGUAGUUUUUCAGGGCUCGUAGGUUCGACGCUAUACAUAUAUUGUCACAAUACACGUUUGUGAGAUUUCUAAAGAAAUACACUUAAUCUAUGUAACAUUUGAUAGCGUACAUAGAAAAGGUAAAGCUACUAAAGCUAGGAUGAGAUGAGAGAAAACUAUUGUUUGACCUAGAAAUACAAAUGUGUAUAACUCAUUAAAGGAAAAUAAGUAAGCAGUACGAAGAGGUAAUACAAAGGUAACCUUAUACUACUAUUAUUAAGUUUCUAUACUUAACACACACAAAAUGGUAACGGACUGGUAGCGCAGUCUCAAUUAAAGUUUAUUCUGUUCCAUACACUAGAUAUGCACUUGAAGUUUAUAAAGAGGCCACUAUUGCACUGUGAAGUUAGUUAAAGUAUUAAGAGUAACCAAGAUUAGAUUAGAUCACACCUGUGUCGCGUGUCUGAAGCAGAAGACAGUGAAACACGUGGCGUUGAAAGGAAGCAGCCACAACCACAAGUCGCGGUGACACGCGUCGAAACCGUCGAAGCGCAUCCAGAUGGCUGACCUCCGGUCACGCCAAGGUCGCGAUGAGCACCAUGAGCCACGGGCCCUGGGUCACAGCAGCGUGCAACAUUGACACGUGCCCGAAGAAAGAGUAGACGCACCCAGGGAACCCAAGCACCGGCAUUAGAGCUUAGGAAAGAAUUGUCAUAAGAAACCCAUCAUCAUAAAAAAAAAUCGGAGUAAGGCACAAGUCAGAUCUUGACUAUGCAUAUGGCAUUUCAUCCCUAUUUUCUACAGAAAUAAAUUAGACAAUAACGAAAAUACUCUCCAGGACUCACGGGAACAUAACAAAUGCCACGUGCCCCUGAUAAGUUGCAUGUUAGCAAAAAUCAAAAGAAGAACUACAUUUCCCACAUGAAAUCACACCUCUGUUAAGAAUGUGUUUGCAUUGUUUUAAGGGAAUGCCUUCCCGGAGUGAUUUGACUCAAAGAUCCAACGCUGAUGAUCUUCACAUCGCUGCCUGUUUCCCGAGUAACGUGUCGCGUUCCAGCAAUAGCCUUUUUGCCAUUUUAUUUUUCAUACUCUACAUCUAUGGUCCGAAGGUUGACACAGGAACGAAAGCAAUAAUCUGCCCACAGUGCAAGCGACGUCCUAAACAAUAUUUAGAAAUGGACACUUUAAGAGGCAUGUAUGGUGUGACAAGAAUGGAUAGGAUAAGGAAUGAGUAUAUAAGAGGAAGCCUGAAAGUUGCACCCAUAAUAGAUAAAGUAAGAGCGAAUCGCCUAGCGUGGUAUGGGCAUGUGAUGCGGAGGGAUGAAAGUCAUGUGACGAGAAAGGUAUUACGAAUGAAUGUGGAGGGAUGGAACGGGAGAGGAAAACCUAGGAAAAGGUGGAUGGAUUGUGUGAGAGAUGACAUGAAACGAACGCGAGUGAAUGAUGAGAUGACGGGUGACAGAUAUGGAAGAAAAAGACAUGCUGCGCCGACCCCAAAUGAAUGGGAUAAGGGCAAGCGAAUGAUGAUGGACACUUUAAGAGGCUAAUUAUAUUUAAAGUUAUCAUUAUAGAAGAAUUAAACUCAAUCAUUUAAUCCCCCGAAGAAAUAUUCAAAACUAAGUAAUAACCAUACUGCAUCUUAGGAUUACAUCCGACCUCCCCUGAUUGAGUACUCCUCGAUUCUAACAGAUGGCGCGAUAAGCAAUCGUGCACGUAAGAGCUAUUUCCCAAUACCGCCAACAGAUGUCGUUGAUAGUGUCAAAACGGGAUUAAAAUAUUCACACAUAGUUGCGUUUUGAAACGUAACAGUAUGUGAUGAUGGCCUACAGUUGCGCUUUGCCAAGCAUAGUCCAUUACUGGCCACUAUGUUCUGGGUGGGGCCUUCAGGUAUGUAGUAGUAUUUACGGUUC